AUGAGUUAUACUCAACGCGUGCUCAAGGAAUCUGUUCCUCCUAUUUUCCAAUCCACCAAAGCCUUCAAAACAACCAUGGUUGGAAGCAAGAAGACAAGAGGCAAAACCGCCGCGAUGGCUAAAUCCACGACGGCCCAAAGCCACUCCACCCACGAUCCCGCGAUCGACAUGGUGGCACCACCACCUCUCACCACCGCACCGGCCACCGCCGCUGAACAUGGUGGAACCUCCCAUCAAGAUGGGCUCGUAACCACCACCGACUUAGGCCCGGUCUUGGAGCAACUUCAAGUGUUCCCUCCGUUGCCUCCAUGCUCGACGCACGCUCCAGCGUACACCUCCAAUGAAACCCUAGCCCGUGUGCAAUUGGGCUCCACACACUUCUCUCCUCCCGAUCCACAAAGUCAAGCAGAUCUUAAUCUGAGAGUUGACCAGCUAGCUCAGAAAAUGGACGACCAAAGCAAUCUAAUGAGGCAACUCCUCCACCAAAUAAGCUUGGCUCAAAACCUUGGCCUUGGACAACCGAGUGAAGAGAGAAGGAUAGACGAGUGCACCGGCAGGCAGCUCGACGGGUACUAA
Prunus armeniaca (apricot) is the source of this 576-nucleotide messenger RNA. NCBI's taxonomy places the organism in Eukaryota, Viridiplantae, Streptophyta, Magnoliopsida, Rosales, Rosaceae. The record is from the annotation of a GenBank genome assembly.